UAUUCAACUCUUCGAUAUUCAGGCUACUUCGUGCUCAUACUCUUGAUCCCAUCUAACGUCACUGGUGCCAUCAUAGGCUACAGGGCAUUUGGCGGAGAGAUAAACUCUCAGUCAAUGUAUUAUACCCUGGGCAUACUCUCCGCCGGCUGCCUUAUCCUGGGAUGGUUCAAUGUCAAGAAAAACACUAGGGAACACCGCAAGUGGAUGAUCCGUGGUGUAGUAAUAUUUAGCGUCGCUAUCACUGCACGACUGAUCACCCUAGCCGCCCGGCAAAUAGUAACCGACAUUGGCAACUACCACUCUGUGUUCCGAUGUGAUGAGCUCCGUUCCGUCCUCACCAAUAUCACAUCAAUCCAGCUACUCUUCCCCACAUGUGCCGGCGAUGGCGUUGACCUCUCUAGCACAUACGUUCCCGUUUAUGCUGAUGCCCGCGGAGAUGCUCUCCACUCUAUCGCGGCUACACGUGUUGUCCAGGGUAUGGCUCUUUGGUUCGCCUUAAUCAUACACAUCUUCGGGUGUGAAGCAUAUCUCCAAAUGACGGAAGAAGCAAACUAUCAACGGCGCGGUUUUGUCCUCGAGCCGAAGUCGGAUUCGUCUGUGAGCCUGGCCCCCUUUCCCGAUAGUCCGCUGUAG
Messenger RNA from Desarmillaria tabescens, 633 nucleotides. RefSeq lists its product as uncharacterized. The annotation marks the transcript as partial. The record is from RefSeq and is a predicted model, not a curated record. The transcript is spliced from 4 exons. Lineage: Eukaryota; Fungi; Basidiomycota; Agaricomycetes; Agaricales; Physalacriaceae.